Messenger RNA from Exophiala spinifera, 5133 nucleotides. RefSeq lists its product as uncharacterized. The transcript has a single exon. Gene Ontology annotation, cellular component: membrane. NCBI's taxonomy places the organism in Eukaryota, Fungi, Ascomycota, Eurotiomycetes, Chaetothyriales, Herpotrichiellaceae. The coding region runs from base 1 to 5133 and encodes 1710 amino acids. The record is from RefSeq and is a predicted model, not a curated record.
AUGAAUCCGCACGAAUUUUACAAUGACCCGGCGCUGGAUGAUGUGAUCCUUCAAAAUAACACACGGACAAGGAACAAUGAUGGAGGAGAUCGUCGAAAUAGCUUGGGAUCGUCGAGGCGAAGUUACUCUGACGCGACGGCUCCCGUACAAACUCAACUUCCAGCCGCACCGGAAGUCCCUCGAGGACCGCCGAUCUCAUAUCGAGGCGGAGGAGGGCGGGCAGAGCCCGGCAUGCAGAGAUCAUUCUCGCAAAGGGCGAAGGGACGGCCAUUCCAUAGGGAAGCUUUCGCUGACGUGGAUGAGGUUUACACCGGCGACACUCUCAAUCCCAAGAAACACUCAGGAACAAAUGCCAAUCAGGAAGAUGUCGUGCCAGGAAUCCCCCGAAAGCCUGUUCCUACCGAUGGUAUCCGGUUGAGGACCACCGGCCUCAAUGGGAUCGGCCCUGUACCCAUCCCUCGGAGAGAGGCGCAGUCAGCUCGAGAACCAUCUGCAGAGCCAGCAAGACUGCAUCAAAAGUCACGCCCGGCCUCAGAAGCGCCACGACACAUUGACGAGCCACCAUCGGUAGUGAGUAGAUCUAGUGCACUUCGGGACGAGGUUCAGCGACGAGACUGGGCUCCCGAUCGGUCUCCUCUUCAGAAAUUGGAGGUUACCCUCAACGAUAUCAACAAGGAGGCUAAGCGCGCGAAGGUCCAAGAAGCAGAAAUGCUUAUCCGAGAGCGCAAUGCGAACAAGGGGAACAACGACAGCAACUCUCCACGAGAGCCUUUGCCUACUCACAGGAGUGUUUCUGGCUCCAAACGCACUACUUCUCGUCGCGACCCUCCAACUGAGGCAACCUUGGAAGACGUAGGAUUAGUGCGAAACCUCAGCACAACUCACCGACAACGGCUGCAGCACAGCACAACACUGGACAAUCAUCAGCCUGACAUCAGAACUUUGUCCGGGGAAGGUCCUUCGGGCUUUGACUACACCGUGUCAAGCCCCAUGCAGACAAGCGCCACGAACAAGCCUCGCCGAUCAAGCACCAAGUAUCGAGGCGAUGACAGAGACGCAAAUGAGUCACCGGAGCUCGCGGCACGCUCAGAAUUUGCCAGUGGACCUUCAGAAACGAUACAGUCGAGAAAACGAAAAGAGCACAAAUCAGCAGGCGGACAAUCAUCGCGCUCGGGUGACAUCGACAGACAGCCUGUUGCUGAGCACACACUAGACAGGCGUCUUCCCCGGCGAGAAAGCUUGAUGGAGAGACAGAAUGCGUCUCACAAAGCAACUUUGGAAAAAUUGACAGGAGUAUCUGCGCCCAAUUCUCUUGCUAGAGAGGGAUCGCGAAAACUUCAAAAGCCUCGGCCGGCCUCCAUCGACCGAACAAUGCCAUCUGACGCAUACCCGAGUCGGAUACCAGUACCAACGACCAAAAAGUCUGAAAGCAUUGAUCCGACGUCGUGGAUGACUAUCUCGAACUCGCCUGUCAGUCAGCGCCAUCCUCCACAUACACCUCCUCCAGCGGUUCGAGGCCUUCAGGCUUCUCCACAUCCUAGUAGCCCACGCUCGCCUCCUGAAAAGGUUGCCGAUGCCAUACGACAACGCCAGCGCAAAUCCAGCGUUUCUUUCAAGGAGCCUAUGAACCGACGUCCUGUGGAUGAAUGGAAAGAGGCCGGAACGGCAAGACUCACUGCAGAAUACUUCUCUAUGGAAGCCGCUGCUCCACUCGACAAAAGCAAGGCUUGGUGGGAACAACCUGCUACAGGGUCCGGGCGACGUCGGAGUCGAUCAGCAUCAGCGUCGAAUCAGGCAGGCCAGGAGGGACCUAUAGAUGACAAGACUGCUGAGUUCAGGCCUAGACUUUACUUACGAUGUGGCCCCUUACUUCGCUAUACAGGCAUGAAGAAGGUCAAGGUCUGGAAUGGUAAAGAUCGUGAAGUAUGGCGAGGAAGCGUUUUGAUUGUCACGCAAGACUCACACUCUUCUUACGACGAGCCGCCAACUUUACGUCUAUUUUGCCAGCCGCGGGAAUUGCUACCCCCUCCUCCUCAUCACGUGGGAGAAAAUGGUCUAAGCCCAGAGUAUAUUGAUCCUGUGGCUGGCUUGAUAAAGUUGUCCAGGACUGGCCGAGCAUUGUACGUGCGUCCAAUUGAUCACCUUGAGGAGGGUAAGGAUCUGUCUCAGCUUGAAAAUGAUGAUGGUCUGUUUGAAAGCUCACCUAGCCCAACUGACCUUAAUGGUUACCACAAUACGCCAAUUGAGACGAGGUCCUCAAAUUCAGAUGGCGAGCGGCUCGGCAGGUAUUCCGAAGUCAAAGGAGCGAGGCUAUAUGCUGAUCCUGACCGAGACGUGACAUUCUGGCGUUUCAACAUCGAAGUUGAACUCACGGAGCAACAGCAGCAUGUCGCCUAUCGGAUCAAUAGAGGCGCUUCUGUUGGCUUUUGGAUUCCAGCCCAAGGACAGACAAUGAACAUCAUGUUCCACAGCUGCAAUGGAUUCAGCUUGUCAGUGAACCCAAAUAAUUUCAGUGGACCUGAUCCAUUGUGGAGGGAUGUCCUGAAUACUCACGAGACGCGCCCUUUUCAUGUCAUGAUUGGCGGUGGUGAUCAAAUCUAUAAUGAUCGGGUCAUGCUUGAGACCCAACACUUUGGCGCGUGGACGCGGAUGCGAAACCCUGCACACAAGCACAACGCCCCAUUCACGCAUGAGAUGAAAGAAGAACUCGAAACCUUCUAUCUCAAUCGAUACGCUAUGUGGUUUUCUCAAGGUCUCUUUGGUAUGGCAGCCAGUCAGAUUCCCAUGGUGAACAUUUGGGAUGACCACGAUAUUAUUGAUGGUUUCGGUUCGUAUCCCCACCAUUUUAUGGAAACUCCGGUGUUUUCAGGCAUAGGAAACAUUGCUUUCAAAUACUACAUGCUUUUCCAGCAUCAGAGCGUCCCAGAAGAAACAACGGCACAUGAGCCAAGCUGGGUCCUCGGCAGAGAGCCUGGGCCAUACAUCAAGCAACUCAGCAGAAGCGUUUUUAUGCGAAUGGGUAAGCAUGUCGCAUUUCUCGGCGUGGACUGCCGCACUGAACGCAUGCGCAAUGAAGUUCUCAGUGUUGACACUCUCGAUAUUAUCCUCGAACGAUGCAGAAAAGAGUUGAUCGAGGGUGAGACGAAACAUCUGCUCAUUCUAUUGGGGGUGCCAAUUGCUUACCCACGCUUGGUAUGGUUGGAAAACGUUCUUACAAGUCGUCUCAUGGAUCCGGUAAAGGCUUUGGGAAGAGCAGGGGUGUUGAAAGGCGGGUUUUUGAACAAAUUUGAUGGCGGCGUGGAGAUACUGGAUGAUCUUGAUGACCACUGGACUGCCAAAAAUCACAAGCGCGAACGGAACGACUUCAUCAAAGAUCUACAAGAUCUCGCAGCAGAAAAGUCUUGUCGUAUCACCAUUCUGAGUGGAGAUGUUCACCUUGCAGCAGUCGGCCAAUUCCAUUCAAAUCCGAAGCUCAAGAUACCAAAAGACAGAGACCACCGAUACAUGCCGAACAUCAUAUCUUCAGCCAUUGUGAAUACACCUCCUGGUGAUAUGCUGGCAGACAUAUUGAACAAACGUAACAAAACUCAUCAUCUGGAUAUGUAUACUGACGAAAACAUGAUCCCCAUGUUUACACAUGAUGUUGAUUACAAGAAGCGGAACAACAGGCAUCUUCUACCACGACGCAAUUGGUGCUCCAUUCAAGAAUAUAUCCCUGGUUCCACCCCGCCGCCUUCACCACCCGAAUCUCCAGCCAUGUUGGAGGAGGGGGAAGAUGAGGAACAAGGCACGCCCGACGCACGUCCUCGACGCUUCUCCUUCAGCAAAGAAGAUGUCAACCCUAGAGCUUUAUUCCGUCGACUGAGCUCUCGGCGAGCACCACCAACCUCGUAUCGUGACGCUAUGUAUGAGCAGGAGCGCUCUGCUUCUCAUGACGGUACUACCCAGCAACAGGACCGUUCCGUCUCCCAAAACUGGAAUGCAUCUGGUUCGAGGCAAUCAUCCGGUGACUUCCACGCUACGGCUCGACCACGUGCAUCGUCCUUUGAUCAAGCCUCUUCUGGCGCUCGAAUCCGCCCAAAUAUGUUCCAACGUCGGCCAACGAAUAUAUCAGAAAAGGCCGCCAGGAAGGGGAACAUUCCUGCUGUUGACGCCGAAGGCAAUGAGAUCGAUGUCAACGAUCAUAUCAACUUGGAAGGAGGUCUGGAUAUUGUGCUCAACGUCGAAGUCGAUCAAAAGCAACCCGCUGGAAUCACAAUCCCUUAUCGACUACUUGUUCCCGCUCUUUGGUAUGAUGGCAGCUCAGACCGCGAAAAACUUGAUGAGAAUGCUGGUGUACAGAGAAUACCUACUCUUCUCGAUAGAUUUGGUCUGGCUGGGCGACGACCCAGCAAGAGUUCACAUGGUCCUGAAGGCAAUUGGGGCCAGGUACAAAGUGAUGACGAAAGCUUCACAGAUGAAGAAGUCUAUCCAAAGACGGCGACGCCACGACGACGAUUCAGCCUGUUUGGCAGUCGCAAACAGCAAAAGACGGACGACUAUCUUAGCGACGAAGAAUCGGAUCAUGACGUACAAUCAGGUACAGUUCCCGCAGGUCGACCAAUCCAGUCGUGGCAGCAGUCAAGCAACAAACCGCAAUUCUCCCAGCCUUAUCAAGCCCCGACAAGCCAUGAUAUUCUACACGAUUCAGAAAGCCGGCCACCCCCGAGCCACCAUCUAGAGCCCAGCAACCAUCCCAGCACACAACGUUCUCUGACCAUCGGAUCCUCCUCGAACAAUCGUCCAAUGAUGCAGGCGCCCAAGACUGUAAGCAGUACGCACUCCUCUCCAGCACCACCGUCCAGCUUCAACGCCGGUCAGCCUCCCAUAUCAAGUGGACCUGGAGACUUUCCGAUGCGUCGCCUGAGCAAGCAAGAGCGUGUCCUCGGUAUCUCGCCAUCCGAUCCCCAGCCGCACGCCCCACCUAACAAAUUGAGAGGCAAUGGUAUCAUCGGCAAUGAGUCUUACCCUCUUGAUCCGCCCAAAGGCUAUGCAAGCAAUCAAUCUUACCAGGAAUCAAAGCCUAGGAGGACUUUCAGCCUCAAGAAGGCCAGGGACUGGCUAGACGGUAGACAGAGAGAUGACUUUGAUUGA